AUGAUCUUUGUGAAGUUCCUAGAAGAGCGCCCAUGGAAAGAAUCUCAGAAAGGAUCCCUGCUCUUUGAUGACCUCCCUCCAGCCAGCAGUACUGACUCAGGAUCAGGGGGACCUUUGCUUUUUGAUGAUCUCCCACCUGCUAGCAGUGGUGAUUCAGGUUCUCUUGCCACAUCAGUAUCCCAGAUGGUAAAGAAUGAAGGGAAAGGAGCAAAGAGAAAAACCUCUGAGGAGGAGAAGAAUGGCAGUGAAGAGCUUGUGGAAAAGAAAGUUUGUAAAGCCUCUUCGGUGAUCUUUGGUCUGAAAGGCUAUGUAGCAGAGCGGAAGGGUGAGAGGGAGGAGAUGCAGGACGCCCACGUCAUCCUGAACGACAUCACCGAGGAGUGUGGGCCCCCAUCAUCCCUCAUUACUCGGGUUUCAUAUUUUGCUGUUUUUGAUGGACAUGGAGGGAUUCGAGCCUCAAAAUUUGCUGCACAGAAUUUGCAUCAGAACCUAAUCAGGAAAUUUCCUAAAGGAGAUGUAAUCAGUGUAGAGAAAACAGUGAAAAGAUGCCUUUUGGAUACUUUUAAGCAUACUGAUGAAGAGUUCCUUAAACAAGCUUCGAGCCAGAAGCCUGCCUGGAAAGAUGGGUCCACUGCCACGUGUGUUCUGGCUGUAGACAACAUUCUUUAUAUUGCCAACCUCGGAGAUAGUCGGGCAAUCUUAUGUCGUUAUAAUGAAGAAAGUCAAAAACAUGCGGCCUUAAGCCUCAGCAAAGAGCAUAAUCCAACACAGUAUGAAGAGCGAAUGAGAAUACAGAAGGCUGGAGGAAAUGUCAGGGAUGGACGUGUCUUGGGUGUGUUGGAGGUGUCCCGCUCCAUCGGGGAUGGGCAGUAUAAGCGCUGCGGAGUCACUUCUGUGCCUGACAUCAGACGCUGCCAGCUGACCCCCAAUGACAGGUUCAUUUUGCUGGCCUGUGAUGGGCUUUUCAAAGUCUUUACACCAGAAGAAGCCGUGAACUUCAUCUUAUCCUGCCUCGAGGAUGAGAAGAUCCAGUCCCGGGAAGGGAAGCCUGCUGUUGAUGCCCGCUACGAAGCAGCCUGCAACAGGCUGGCCAACAAGGCAGUGCAACGGGGCUCAGCCGACAAUGUCACCGUGAUGGUGGUGCGGAUAGGGCACUGAGGAACAGUGCGCCGCCAGGAGCACGCAUGGUAUUGACUUAAGAGGUUCAUUUUGUGUGUGUGCACAUUCUGUGUGUUUUGUGUACUCCUGUGGGAUUCCCAUGGUUGUAAAUAAAGGUUUCUUUUUUUUUUUUUUU
Molecule: messenger RNA, 1294 nt
Organism: Carlito syrichta (Philippine tarsier)
Lineage: Eukaryota; Metazoa; Chordata; Mammalia; Primates; Tarsiidae
Gene: ILKAP
Product: ILK associated serine/threonine phosphatase
Exons: 12
Coding region: 1-1158 (385 amino acids)
Biological process (GO): protein dephosphorylation
Molecular function (GO): cation binding; protein serine/threonine phosphatase activity
Source: RefSeq, a predicted model, not a curated record